Ectocarpus sp. CCAP 1310/34 is the source of this 368-nucleotide messenger RNA. The record is from the annotation of a GenBank genome assembly. NCBI's taxonomy places the organism in Eukaryota, Phaeophyceae, Ectocarpales, Ectocarpaceae.
UGCGUCUACAACGCCGACGAAACCGGGCUGUUCUACAGGAUCAUGCCCAAGGCUACAUACCUCGCACCAUCAGAGCUCAAGAAGACCGUGCGUGGCGUGAAAGAUAUGAGAGCGAAGGAUCGAGUCACCGCCUACAUGGCUACGAGCGGCAGCGGGCGUAAGGUGCCGCUGUCUUUUAUCGGCACAGCCAAGGAGCCCCGGUGCUUCAAGAUCCGGGGCUCACCCAUCAAAUACUUCAGCCAGAAGAACGCGUGGUCGAACGCGCGAGUGUUCAAGCUGUGGUGGUCGCAAGUGUUCCUGCCACACGUGCGCUCCGUCACCAGCGAGAAGGUUCUUCUCGCUCAGUAGCGUGGUGGAAGGCAGUAGCA